This is a messenger RNA of Metarhizium album ARSEF 1941, 612 nucleotides long. Its product is annotated as Aspartyl/glutamyl-tRNA amidotransferase subunit B-related protein. Gene Ontology annotation, cellular component: mitochondrion. NCBI's taxonomy places the organism in Eukaryota, Fungi, Ascomycota, Sordariomycetes, Hypocreales, Clavicipitaceae. The record is from RefSeq and is a predicted model, not a curated record. The transcript has a single exon. Gene Ontology annotation, molecular function: carbon-nitrogen ligase activity, with glutamine as amido-N-donor. Bases 1 to 612 code for a protein of 203 amino acids.
AUGGCAUGCAAUCGAGCAGUGUCUCUUCUCUCAGCCGUGCGCCGGGCACAGCCAGCCCGCCUGCCCCGUCUGAAAGCCGUCCCGUCCCCCUCGACGCAGCGAUGGCACCCAGCAUACUCGACGACCACCGAGGAUACUCCCCCGCCCUUCCUGCAGAGGCUCAAGGGAGACCUCAAGACCGCCAUGCGAGCCAGGGACGCACCGCGACUGUCCGUGCUACGAUCCAUCAUAUCUGCCAACCUCAACGCCUCCAAGACCGCCAACCCGGUUCGGACCGACGUGCAGCUUGUCGCCCUGAUGCGCCGUAUUCAAAAGAAUGCCCUAGAUGCCGCGGCUGAUGCCAAGGCCGCGGGGCGCCAAGAUAUCGUCGAGAAGGAAAACGUACAGAUCCGUAUUCUGGACGAGUACCUGGCCGGCAGCGGUAUCCAAACCCUGGGAGAAGUCGAGCUAAAGGCAUUGAUACAGGAAGCAGUUGAUGCUUCCAAGGGUGCUGGAACGGCAACAAGGUCCCUUAUAGGUGACGUGAUGAAGCGCUUGUCCAGCGCCUUGGAGGGCAAGGAUGUGGACAAGAAGGCCGUUGCCGACAUGGUCAAAGAGUUGGCUGGCCGAUAA